GAACCAUUAAGGUUGGAGCGCGUGCGUCCAGGUGAGUUCGUUACCAUGGUAGUGGCGGUAGGCGGUUUUUCAAACAACUCAAACAUCGCUCGUUUCUCGAGUUUUGUGUUUUUAGUAGCGUAAUUUUAUCCCGCAGUCCGUGGCGGUGCGUACCUGGCUUAUUUCCGCGUUUUUAGGCUCGCGCGUCCGAAUUCUUUUUAAAAUCUGUGACCAAAUUUUUUUUCUCAUUUAGGUUUGUUUUUAAUUGAACCGGAUUUUUGUUGUAUUGUGGUUUUGUGUUAAAGUUUACUUCCAGGUGGCUUUUGAAGGAUUAUUUUUGUUGUUGGGACAGAUUCAAAGAAAAAAAAAUGGCUACUGCUACUACAAAACCGCCGGGCAUAGGCAACUUAGUCCAGCAACGGUUUUCUCAAGAGAACCAAUAAACCAUUCAAUCAAAACAUGUUAAAAUCUCUAGAAGAUUACGUAGUAGAAAUGGAAAAUCGUAGUGCCAUAAACGAGCAAAACGCUCAAAAUUUAAGCGAAGACAUUUGGAUUCAGCUGCAGCAAAAGGAAAACGAUUUGCAACUGGCAGCUGAAUUGGGUAAAGCUCUACUGGAAGACAAUGAGAAACUGAAGAAACAACACGAUGCCACUGUGGAGGAGUAUUCGAAAAAACUAGAGGCUGUAGAACAGGACAGGCAUGUCUUAAGAAAAAAACUUACCAACAAAGAAUCGGAACUGGACGCUCGAAUAUUAGAGUUAGAAAACGACCUCAAAGAAGUCAAAGAUAAAUUAACGCAAAAGGAGAAUCUAUUAAAACAGUGGGAGAGGGAUAAAAGUCAAUUGUUGGAAGAAUUAACUGCCCAAAACUCAAGACUCACCCAACAGCUAAAAGAAGCACAGUCAGUAGAAACACAACUUAGGCAACAAUUAGAUAGUUAUAAGGAACAGAUCUCUUUAGGAAAAUCUAGCUUACAGCAACACUUAAGUAGCGUAGACGGUUUGAGAGAUGAACUGGAAUUGGUGGCCGAUAAAAAUAAAGAGUUGGAAAGGAGACUUCGAGGCGCUGCACAAGAACGUGAUCAUUUAGCGAUGGCCCUUGAAGAAGCUUCUGAUAGGAUACUUUUAUUGGAAAGGCAUGCUAGAGAACAGGAUAUUAGAUAUCAGCAAAGUGUCAAAGAAUAUUCACUCCCACAAGAGAAAUUAUCAAUAGAGGAACGAUUGCAUGGUGACCACCGAUCGCUUCUCGCAGAAAUGGAUAUCUCCGAACCCACUUUGAGCCAAGAAUGCAUGUCAGUCUACCGUCAAAUAAGAUCGCUGGUGCAACAACUGAAAAGCCACCAGGACGACGAUAGCGGACUGCAUUCCGAUUGUUCUACAGCUUCGUUGGAGGAUAGCAGUCGGUUUUCGCCUGGGCUUUUGAGCGAGGCAACUCAAGAACUUGUAGGAUUAGUCUUGGACACAGACGUAGUGAGAUUGCUUGAGAGACUGGAGCAAGCGAGAAGAGAAAUUCAGGAGCGGGAUGAGGAGCUUCAGAAAAGGAUGGAUAGGCUGAACGAGCUAAGUAGUAAAGCAUCGGUUUGUGAAGUAGAACUCGAAGCAGCUCUGGAAGAGAGAGACAGAGCCCGGCACGACGCCAACGAUACCUCUUUGGCCCAUGACGAUGUGGUGGUGAAAGCUCGAGAAGACAGAGACAUGGCUGUGCAAAGACGUACGAAGGCGGAAGUCGAAUUGGCCAAAACCAGAGUUGAACUGAUGCAAGCUAACAGUCAGCUAUUGGAAGUGAUCCAGCAAAAGGUGGAAAUGAGUCAGCAAUUGGAGCAGUGGCAGAUGGACAUGCACGAGCUUCUAGAUGAACAGCUGAAAAAUAAGCUAUCCAGUCACGAGAUGAAAGUGAGGAAAAUUGAACGGCAAGAAACGCCAGUACCACCGCCCAGGAGAAGACUGUUGAAUUUCUUUUUGCAACGAUAGCAUUUGGUUGCACUCUAUGUGCUUUUUUAUUAGGCAAAACAGUUAUUAUUAUUGUUACCAGAGAUUUGAGCACUUACUAUUUUGUUGUGAGAUAACUUUAUAGUUACCUACCAAGUUUAUUUUGAAUCAGAGGUGUAAACGUGCCCUCUUUUGAAAUAAUUAGGAUUCAACAUAAAACUUUUAUGAUAAAAGAGCAUCUUUAUAUUAUCCUAGUUUUUCAGAAGUUUUUUUGUUUUUUUUAAUUUUCGCCAAUAAAUUUUUAUAUUUUUUACAUCACCGCCUUUCAAGCCUGGAAUCUAUAAAAUAUAACUAUGGGUUUAGUAGACUUGUCUCUAUUAAACCCAAUUCAGUUUAGCGGCAACAUAGUGAAGAUUGUGUGUGUAUGUACUUAUUAAAAACUAGACUAAUUUUUAGCUAAUUAUAUUUACGUUUUAACUAAAACUGUGAUUUUAAGAAAAAGGUUUUUACAGAAAAGUAUUAACAAAACGUGUACACGUACUUACUUAAAUUAAUAUUGCAUUUCCUACGUAAUUUUUACAUAAAUAACGUUUAAAUCUUGGAUUGAAUACUGUAAAUAUUAAUUUAUUUAAUAUUAGAGAAUUGUCACUAAAUAAUUAUUAAUCCUCUUAAAUCCAUAUAGUUGGCGGGCCCUUUUAAAAAAUAUGGAAAAAUGAUACAAACUCAGAAAGCUUUGCCGUUAAGUCUCAUUUGAAUGCAUUUAGGUAUGAUAAAAUUUAAUUCUGAAACUUUUUAAUAGAAAUUUACCAAAAAAUUAUCUAAUUGAAGUCAGUAGUUUUUGAUUGUAUAGGUAUAGUUUUUCUUCUAGAUGUUUAUUUAUUUUAUUGUAAAUACGUAAGCCUUUUUAAUGUGUUAAUUAAUGUGUAUAUUUGUCUUAAAGCUAGUUUUUUUGUGCAAUUUUACUAUAAGUCUUUAUUUAUUGGAUUUUUUUUGUAGUAAAGGACCCUCCACUACAAAAUUGAAUAGAUGUUUAUCCGUCCAAAAAUAAAUUAAUGCAAACUAAUCAAAAUUUUGAAUGCCCCAAUAACAAAGUCAAAGAAUUAUCGUAUUGAAUUACAUAUUGGAAAAUAGAGAAUAUUUUAUAAAAACGU
Ceutorhynchus assimilis (cabbage seed weevil) is the source of this 3059-nucleotide messenger RNA. The record is from the annotation of a GenBank genome assembly. NCBI's taxonomy places the organism in Eukaryota, Metazoa, Arthropoda, Insecta, Coleoptera, Curculionidae.